CCUUUUCUUUUUUCUCUUAUUUGCUCUCCUUUUGCGUCCACCUCGCUCGUGUACAUACGCAUACACGUUCUCUCAGUACAGCACAGCAAGAGACGCUCUACACAAUCAUCACCACCACCACUAGCUAUAGUACAAAGAACGCACCGAUAAUUUUUUUAAGCAUGGCAUCAGGGGUGAUAUCGCCUGAGGAAACUUCUGCGCGACAAAAUAAUCAGCCACACCAGCGACCACCCGCACCCCGGCAUGACGCUUCCAUUUCUGCCCUGUUAAAUGACAAACAAACCCAGAGCCAUCACCAAAAGCACCAUCAUCAUGAAGACUAUCUGCCCACGCCCGUCACCCCAGCAACAAGCUUCCCCGUCCUCUCGUCAUCGCGUCCGUCCGAUUUAUCCGCAUCGCCGCUCCCUUCGCCCCUGCCGUCCUCCGCCCAUGCAGCCUCCAAGCCCACGCCAGUGGCAGACGAACAACGCACUGACAGGACAGCAACAGCAACAAUAACAUCUGUUGAAAAGCCCUAUGCAUGCACGCAGUGCAGUCAAACGUUCAGUAGACCGCACAACCUCAAAUCCCACUUGACCACGCAUUCUUCUGAGCGGCCUUUUCAGUGCGAUAUCUGCAAGAAUUUUUUCAGACGACACCAUGAUUUGAAGCGACAUCGCAAGUUACACACUGGCGAACGACCCUACAGCUGCAACAUUUGCCACCGUUCCUUUGCGCGUCUCGAUGCGUUAAACCGGCAUUGCCGCGCCGAAGGUGGCACCGCUUGCAGCAGUGUGCAUCGUGUUCAAGGCCGAAGGUCCAUUGCGUCCAUCACACCCACAUCCACAACCUCUUCCUCGCCGUCGCCACCUGUCUCCUCUUCUUUGUCCUCUUUGUCCUCGUCCUCAUCGUCAUCAUCAUCGUCGUCCGUCACCAUGAACAGCCAACGACCGAUCAUACCGCAGCUUCAUAUCGCCCAUCCAGCUUCACAACCUCUCGCUAACGAAGUUUAUCCUUAUCCACCUUCAAUUAAUACGAUUAUUUCCACAACCACUAGUAACAAUAAUACCUAUACAACCGCAACAACUACUACUGCUAAUAACGCUGCCGCUUCCAUGACUACGCCAGUAGCAUCACCACCACCACCACCACAGCCUGCUACAUCUUCUUCUUCCACUACUGCUGCUGCUAGUUCGGCUAAUAGGAUUCGUGACACUUUACUUCCUUCACCGAGCGCACUCUCUCGACUACCAGUUUCGGAAAGCACGAACCUCGUGCCCAUUCAAAAACUCCAUUCCGAGAUCGCGGGCCACGAGAAAACUGCCAGCAGUGCAUACGGACCUUCUUCUCAACAACACAAACAACAACCAACAAUUCCUCCUAGUUCAAAAGUAGCAGCAGCAACGCCUCCCCCUUAUUAUGACUGGGCAUCUCAAGCCGGACGCGACCGAAUACUACCAUUACCAAAGCGGUAUUCAAGCAGUAACAACAACAACAGCAACAAUAAUAAUAAUAAUACUAUUAGCAGUAGUACCAGUAGUAGUCAUGGUGGUAUGGAGCCUAGGGAUCGACUUCGGCUGGAGAAUAAUGAUUUGCGACAGGAGCUUGCAUAUUGGCGAUCCACAGCGGAAGAGUUGAAUACAUUAAAGUCGCAGUUGCAUGAUUUGCAGGUCGAGAAUAAAGUAUUGCGGUCACUUAUCACUGCUUCAAGCGCAGACGAGCAGCAGCAGCAGCCCAAAAGGAAUAUAAAAUACUGCAUUAAGGAGGAAGAGGAAGAAGAAGAAGAGACCUACAAAAGGAGACGAAACAGUGAUUGAUUAUUGGCUUCCCAACGUGCCCUUUUCGAUCCACUUACUCAAAGCUACACACAUUCUCCUUCCCCUUCAUCCAAUCCCUUUCUCUCUUUUUCUCUUUCCCGUGCUAUGCGCAUACCACGCGGUGUCAUCUUGUCGUUUGCUUUACAGACACAAUUAUCGCAACAUAUUCGCCCGUCUCUUCAUUGACAAAACCCAAAGCGCUCCCCACACGCUC
This is a messenger RNA of Zychaea mexicana, 2010 nucleotides long. RefSeq lists its product as uncharacterized. Bases 162 to 1796 code for a protein of 544 amino acids. The record is from RefSeq and is a predicted model, not a curated record. The transcript is spliced from 3 exons. NCBI's taxonomy places the organism in Eukaryota, Fungi, Mucoromycota, Mucoromycetes, Mucorales, Lichtheimiaceae.